UCCUGCUCUUAUUUGCGCUCGGCCUCUGAAGUCAUCUUUACUGCAGGGAGGAGCGUGCGCGAGCAUCUGUCUCUAGUGCGUUCAAAUUCAACUAUACACAGCACUUUGCUGACUUUAACUCGGCUAUUCAUGGCUAAAAGCCUUUAUGAUUCCAGCAAAAUAACAAUGCGCCUCAGAGGAGAUAAGCAAGGAAGCACUGAUAGCUGCUGACGGGUAAAUACACCGAGUCCCCGUGAUUACAGCAUCCGGAACUGGCCGCAUCGGUGUUAUGCGCCAAGAAGAUGGUCAAUAAAGCUAACGGAGAGAGGCUGUGAGUCACCUUUGAGACAGGUUUCUCUGGUCAUGUUGUUUGCCAGUGGUGAGAGCAGAACGUGAGGAAAGACAGAGAGAGAGCGAGAGAGCACGAGGGCUUCCUUUGUCAUCAUGUCACACCACCAUUUGCGAGGUCACCAGGGUCGUGCUGCAAGUAUGGAGGAGAGGAGUGCCACGCCUGUGCAUAAGAGCUCCACCCCUACACACAAGAGUGCCUCCUCUUCCUCCUCCUCACAGAGAGACAGCAGACAGGAGGCAGAUAGCUGGGAGAUCAUCGAGGGGUUGAAGAUUGGCCAGACGAAUGUCCAGAGACCCGAUAAACAUGAGGGUUUUAUGCUGAAGAAGAGGAAAUGGCCAUUAAAGGGCUGGCACAAGAGAUUCUUUGUUCUGGAUAAUGGGAUCUUGAAGUACUCCAAGUCCCCCAUAGAUAUUCAGAAAGGAAAGCUGCAUGGCAGUAUAGAUGUCGGCCUGUCUGUCAUGUCCAUAAAGAAAAGAGCCCGGCGCAUAGACCUGGAUACAGAGGAGCACAUUUACCAUCUCAAGGUGAAGUCUCCGGAUGUGUUUGAUGCCUGGGUGUGUAAGCUGCGUCACCACCGUCUGUACAGACAGAAUGAGAUUGUGCGUUCGCCUCGUGAUGCCAGCUUGCGUACCUUCCCUCCUCCUGCCAGCAUAGACUCACCCCAGACAACCCCUGCUUCUGCUCAUGAACCGAAGCAGCAGGUGAAGCCCAGCUCUUUGCCCUGGCAGCCAUCUGUGCCCUGCACCACCAGCCUGCCUCCGUCCUACAGCAAUGGCCAGAGCAAAGUGGCAGCAUGGCUACAGGAGUCAGAGGAGAUGGACAAAUGUGCCGAGGAACUUGCCCACUGUCAGUCUAGUUUGAUGGAGCUGAGUCGGUUACUGCAAAGUUUGGAGAUCUUACAGAGAACACAGUCAGCACCGAGCUUCACAGAUAUGCAGAGUAAUUGUGUAGAUUUAUCAAAGAAAGACAAGCGAGUCAGCAGAAGAUGGAGAACAAAAAGUGUCAGCAAAGACACAAAAGUGCAACUGCAGGUACCGCUGAGCACAAGUAUGUCACAAAUGCGUCUUCAUGCCUCCAACCCGAAUCUAUGCGCAGAGCUGGUUGAUUACCAAACCCCAGUCACCCGUCUGACUGAUGGCAUUGAGUGUGCCAGUGAUUACAUCAAACUGCAAGAGGACUUCUGCAUUAUCGCUCAGAAAGUGCACUCACUGCUGAAGUCUGCCUUCAACACUGUUGCCAUUGAGAAGGAGAAGAUCAAGCAGGUGCUGACAGAGCAGGAGCUCUCCAGCCAAUCAGCUCAGAUCAUGACCCUAAGACACUCUCUAUCACAGGCACUGUCCCAGAACGCAGAGCUGAAGACUCGACUGAAUCGUAUCCACUCAGAGUCUGUGCUGUCAGAGCAGGUGGUCAGUGUUAACAUCAUCAGCAGUCCUGAUGAGGCAAAUGAACAGCUCCAUGUAGGGAUACCUCUCACUCAGCAGGCCUCCAAUGAGAGCAGACUCUCCAUGUCAGAAUCCGUCUCUGAGUUCUUUGAUGCUCAGGAAGUGCUGCUUUCUGCCAGCUCGUCUGAGAACGAGGGCUCUGAUGAUGAGUCUUACGUCAGUGAUGUGAGUGAUAACAUUUCAGAGGACAACGCCAGCGUUACAGAUAACGUUUCCCGACAAAUGCCGAACGGAGAUGUGGCCGGGGGCGUGUUUCGAAAUGGGAGGCGUACAUGUCUGCCUGCUCCGUCUCCUGACAUCUCUAACAUUAACCUGUGGAAUAUCCUAAGGAACAACAUCGGUAAAGACCUGUCCAAGGUGGCCAUGCCUGUGGAGCUGAAUGAGCCUCUUAACACUCUGCAGCACAUGUGUGAGGAGCUGGAGUACACCGAGCUGCUAGACAAAGCAGCUGAGACUGAUGACAUCUAUGAACGCAUGGCGCUGGUAGCUGCGUUUGCUGUCUCAGCGUACUCCUCCACAUACUACCGCGCAGGCAGUAAGCCCUUUAACCCCAUCCUGGGAGAGACGUACGAAUGUAUCCGAGAAGACAAGGGUUUCUGCUUCUUUUCUGAACAGGUUAGCCACCACCCCCCAGUCUCUGCCUGCCACUGUGAGUCCAAAAACUUCACCUUCUGGCAAGAUGUCAGAUGGAAGAAUAAGUUCUGGGGGAAGUCUAUGGAAAUCCUCCCCAUUGGCACUGUCAAUGUCAUGCUUCCCAGCUAUGGUGACCAUUAUGAGUGGAAUAAAGUGACCACAUGUGUGCACAACAUCCUGAGUGGUAGAAGGUGGAUCGAGCACUAUGGAGAGAUCACAAUCCGAAACACCAAGAGCAGUGCCUGCAUCUGUAAACUCACCUUCAUCAAGGGUAACUACUGGAGCUCCAAUGUGAAUGAGGUACAGGGCUUUGUGAUGGACCAAGAGGGGAAGGUGGUGCACAGGCUCUUUGGGAAAUGGCAUGAAGGUCUUUUCUGUGGUGUCCCACCCUCCGCUAAGUGUAUCUGGAGACCAGGCUCGAUGCCUACAGACUAUGAGCUCUACUACGGCUUUACCAGGUUUGCUAUUGAGCUGAAUGAGCUUUGUCCAGAAAUGAGGGAGCUGCUGCCACCUACAGAUGCUCGCUUUCGACCAGACCAGAGGUAUCUGGAGGAGGGGAAGGUGGAGUUAGCUGCAGCUGAGAAACAGAGGAUUGAGGAGCUUCAGCGGGCGAGGAGGAAGUGGCAUGAAGAAAACAACACCAAACAUCAGCCACGCUUUUUUAAGCAGGAGGUGCUACAGGAUAUGCAGGAGCAAGUGGGCAAGCUGACUGCACUGCUCCAGGAUGAACGCAGGUCACACCAUCAGAGCUACCAUGCGUUGUUGGAGGAAGCAGAACACAAGGCUAAAAUAUGCAGACAACGUCAUCAGCUCGAGAUGGAGCAGCUGAUGCAGGAUCACAGGUCUGAGCUGAGUAAAGUGGUGGCAGCUCACACUAGGACUCUAGAGAUUGAAAGGAAGAGUGCUGAGGAGAGAUACGCGCUGCUCAAAAAAGACUAUGAUUUCCUCAAAUGCUCCUUCAGACCUUACAAGGACAGUGUGUUUGAUGAUAACAACUGUUCGAAGACUAAGGAGGAACAGGAAAGGUGUCUGAAGAAACAACUCUUGUGGUUGAAGGAGCAGCUCAAUCAGACAGAGGCAGAGAGAGAGCUCCAAAGAAAGGCUUUUCAGUCAGAGAUUGCUGAACUUCAUUCCACUUUUAAAGCUGAUGUUGAGGGCUUAAAGAGUCAACUGAAAGAAAAAGACGUGACUAUCAACUUGCUGAGAGCAACUCUGCAUCAGAGUCAGGAGGAGCUUAACAUUAUGAUGUGCCGUCUCUCAGAACUUGGAAAAGGUUUUUAACAGCACCCUACCACCCAGAUACAUCAAUGACAAGGAGCAGAUCAACAGAUCAAGUGACCCUCAAGAUUAUACACAGUUUCACUUAAACACUUGUGAAUUAUGAUACACUUCAGCCUCUAUGUGGAAAUCCAUACAACAUGCAAAUACCAAUGUGAUACUGUGAGCCAAAUUAAAUUAAAAAAAUGACUGAAGACAAUCUAGUUUUAUUCUUUUAACAAUGACAGGUUGGUACACCAGCAGAAAAUGGAUACAACCAGAACCCAGUGCUCAAUGCCAAACCGAGUUUAAAUGCAUGCAACACUUUACUGUUUCAAUAUAUAUGGACUUUAUAGUAGUGGUACUUUUCAGUUUAAUUUCUUGUCAAAUUUUGACAAGAAUUUACCAAAAUUCUAUGAAAAGGUUCAGACAUGAUUUCCCAUAAUAAUAUUUUUUAAUUGAAUCAUUCAUUCGUUCAUCUUCAGUAAAAAUGUUAUCCUGAAAUGGGGAGAACAUGCAAAACUCCACACAAAAACAGUAACUUGAUCUCAGCCAUAGAAUUAGAAUGUGUUUAAUUCAUUUUCAACACCAAAUCUAAUAUAACGGAAACGGAAGGAAAAGAAGUGGAAAGUAAUAAUUAUAAAAAUAAGAAGACAUUUACAUUUAAACUUUACAAGAGGUAUCUUUAAAGUAGUUUACCUGGUCUAAACAGAUCAAUUUAACACAAGAAUCUGCUAUGUAUAACAUAAUUUCUAUGAUGAAAUGUUUCACAUGUAUUCUCACAUAUUGCUUUACCCCGGGAACCUUUAUCAGGUCUGCCUGUAUUCAAAUGAAAAUCAAUAUAAGAAGCAUAAACCCAGUGGAUGUUGGGUGACAGCAUUAGAAGGCACACAGGUUAAAAAUACAACAGUCUUUCAGUAUGAUGUUUACUGACAGUUACUGAACUUGGCAGAAAUACACUGUAUGUACCCAAUAUAUAUAUUUGUAAAAUGUUUUACAGCAUUCUCCAUAGAAACAUAGAAAUAGCAAACAUAUAAAGAAUCAUCUUGUUACAUUUGUAAUAUUCUUAAACCCCUAAUUUAAUUGGGUCAUAUUGUCAUAUUUAAUAACAGGAUAUCAAAUGUAAUGUAAUGUAGUAGAAAGUAAACUGAAAGUGGUUCCAGUAUGGCGCAUGUCUACUGAUUUUAUUUCUUUCAUACUGGAUAACUUUGGCAGUUUUUAAAUACAGUUCAUAAAGGUUUUGCGGAAGACAAUAUGAUCAAUUUACUACCACACAUAGCAAUCCAGAUGAAAUUUCAGCUAAAUGAUAAUUAGGAAGGCAGAGGGGUUUUUGGUAUAGGGAAUAUUACUCUCUUAGUCAGUGUAAAUUCUGGCUGUGGCAUCUGUUUCCUGGUUCCAUUUUUGUCGGCUUUCCUGCUCACGUCUUUGUUUACCUCAGUCAGGAUGGACAGCAGAUCAAUACCACUACAUACAGAAAAUAGUAGGGUUAGUAAUUAGUUUUAUAUAUAUAUAUAUAUAUAUAUAUAAAAUCACAAA
Messenger RNA from Hemibagrus wyckioides, 5199 nucleotides. RefSeq names its product oxysterol binding protein-like 6 (gene osbpl6). Gene Ontology annotation, cellular component: intracellular membrane-bounded organelle; plasma membrane; perinuclear endoplasmic reticulum. Bases 424 to 3687 code for a protein of 1087 amino acids. Lineage: Eukaryota; Metazoa; Chordata; Actinopteri; Siluriformes; Bagridae. Gene Ontology annotation, molecular function: cholesterol binding. The record is from RefSeq and is a predicted model, not a curated record. The transcript is spliced from 30 exons.